Messenger RNA from Theileria parva strain Muguga, 729 nucleotides. RefSeq lists its product as uncharacterized. Bases 200 to 706 code for a protein of 168 amino acids. NCBI's taxonomy places the organism in Eukaryota, Apicomplexa, Aconoidasida, Piroplasmida, Theileriidae. The record is from RefSeq and is a predicted model, not a curated record. The transcript is spliced from 4 exons.
UAAUAGUAUAUAAAAAAUUAAUCCGAUACAUUUUGAAAAGUUGAUUAAAAGAACAUUUUUAUGCAUAGAAGAUUAUUGAGUUAACCUAUACAGCACAUAAUUUAGUUAUUUAAUAGUGUGAAAAAUACAAAGAAUUAAUUAUAAAAACUGAAUUUUAAUUAUUUGUUGACAAAUAUAAUUUCUGUAAUAUAAAUAAUUAAUGGAUGUUAGUGAUAAAAAGUAUCUAUUGAGAUUCCCGCCAUUUAGAUCGCAGGGUUGGUUAGAGGAAAAUCGGACCUUGAAAGCUGUAGAACCGAGUUUGUGUGAUGUUUCAAUUCAGCCUAAGGGACUUUUAAACUAUUCUCAUGUUAAAGCUUACGAAAUAAAGGCUAAUUCUGUCAGAAAGGAAAUUAGAAACGCUUUGUUCAGACAAGCUCUUUUCAAGAUACAAAAUAUUGAGGUAAUAUCGUAUAAAGACUGCAAAAACGACAGGCUACUGAUUGACAUUUCUAAAACUGAGAAACCGUUCCAAUUUUUCGGAUUUUUAAAAAAUAAAACGGAUAAUUCGUUGUUAUCUGAAGAAAUAUGGACUGUGGAUAGGUGUGGAGCUCCUCAAAAAUACAGGGUUAGAUUUUUUAAAGAAGGACCUGAUGGGUUUAAAUGUAAAGUAUAUGUCACCUCUUUUUCGAAUUUUUUAAACUUUGUAAAAUAUUACCUUUCUUUGUAGAAUAUAAUAUUUUUAAAAAAUUU